UGAGGGUCUAGGUCCGGGCAGCCGAAGAGUGUGGUUAGCAAGAUGAACAAAGAUGCGCAGAUGAGAGCAGCGAUUAACCAAAAGUUGAUAGAAACUGGAGAAAGAGAACGCCUCAAAGAGUUGCUGAGAGCUAAAUUAAUUGAAUGUGGCUGGAAGGAUCAGUUGAAGGCACACUGUAAAGAGGUAAUUAAAGAAAAGGGACUAGAACACGUUACUGUUGAUGACUUGGUGGCUGAAAUCACACCAAAAGGCAGAGCCCUGGUACCUGACAGUGUAAAGAAGGAACUCCUACAAAGAAUAAGAACAUUCCUUGCUCAGCAUGCCAGCCUUUAAGAUUGAAUUAGAUUGUGUUGUUUUGUGGUUUUAUUUCUAAAGUAAAACUUGCCAUAAAUUAGGAAUCGGCUUCCCAAAAUAAAAUCCUUUUUUGUAUGAUGGUAUACAGUUUUCAGUAAUGAUGUAUACAUUGUAUUGAUUUUUUUCCCUAAAUGUGUUAUUUUAAUAAAUAUCUCAU
Molecule: messenger RNA, 511 nt
Organism: Cervus elaphus (red deer)
Lineage: Eukaryota; Metazoa; Chordata; Mammalia; Artiodactyla; Cervidae
Product: transcription and mRNA export factor ENY2-like
Exons: 1
Coding region: 43-333 (96 amino acids)
Biological process (GO): regulation of transcription by RNA polymerase II; poly(A)+ mRNA export from nucleus; positive regulation of DNA-templated transcription
Cellular component (GO): DUBm complex; nuclear pore; SAGA complex
Molecular function (GO): chromatin binding; transcription coactivator activity
Source: RefSeq, a predicted model, not a curated record